Molecule: messenger RNA, 2977 nt
Organism: Sorex fumeus (smoky shrew)
Lineage: Eukaryota; Metazoa; Chordata; Mammalia; Eulipotyphla; Soricidae
Gene: CHRD
Product: chordin
Exons: 23
Coding region: 49-2931 (960 amino acids)
Biological process (GO): multicellular organism development
Molecular function (GO): protein binding
Source: RefSeq, a predicted model, not a curated record
GCCCGCGGCCCGCGCCUGCUCCGCCCGCUGCGCCGUCCCGUCCGCGUCAUGCCGAGCCUCGCGGCCCCGCCGGCCCCGCUGCUGCUGCUGGGGCUGCUGCUGCUCGGCCCCCGGCCGGCCCGCGCCGCCGGCGCCGAGCCCCCCGCGCUGCCCAUCCGGCCCGAGAGGGAGCCGCUGCCCGUUCGGGGCGCGGCAGGCUGCCCGUUCGGCGGGAAGGUCUACGCCGUGGACGAGACGUGGCACCCGGACCUGGGGGAGCCCUUCGGGGUGAUGCACUGCGUGCUGUGCGCGUGCGAGGCGCCUCAGUGGGGUCGCCGCGUGAGGGGCCCGGCGAGGGUCAGCUGCAAGAACAUCAAGCCCGAGUGCCCUGCCCUGACGUGCGGGCAGCCGCGCCAGCUGCCCGGACACUGCUGCAAGACGUGCCCGCAGGAGCGCGGCGGCGGCCCCGACAGGCCGCCCACAGGCCUGGCCUUCGAGUAUCCGCGGGACCCGGAGCAUCGCAGCUACAGCGACCGCGGGGAGCCGGGCGCGGAGGACCGCAGCCGCGCAGACGGCCACACGGACUUCGUGGCGCUGCUGACAGGACCGAGGUCGCAGGCCGUGGCGAGGGCCCGGGUGUCGCUGCUGCGCUCCAGCCUGCGAGUGACCAUCUCCUACAGGCGGCUGGACCGACCCACCCGAAUCCGCUUCUCCGACUCGGCAGGCAGCGUGCUGUUUGAACACCCCGCCGCCCCGACCCAGGACGGCUUGGUCUGCGGGGUGUGGCGGGCAGUUCCACGGCUGUCCCUGCGGCUCCUCAGGUCAGAGCAGCUGCACGUGGGCCUUGUGUCUCCCACGCACCCCUCAGGGGAAGUCUGGGGGCCACUCCUGCGGCACAGAGCCCUGGCUGCAGAGACCUUCAGUGCCAUCCUGACGGUGGAAGGCACUCCCCAGCCGGGCACCGGCGGCAUUGCCCUCCUCACGCUCAGCGACACACAGGACUCCUUGCAUUUUUUGCUGCUCUUCCGCGGGCUGCUGGAGCCCUGGGGUGGGGGCCCCGCCCAGGUUCCCCUGCGGCUGCAGAUUCUCCACCGAGGACAGCUGCUGCGGGAGAUCCAGGCCAACACCUCAGUGCAGGAGCCGGGCUUUGCCGAGGUGCUGCCCAGUCUGACAGCUGAGGAGAUGGACUGGCUGGCCCUGGGGGAGCUGCAGAUGACCCUGGAGAGGGCAGCUGGGGCUGGACCACGCAUCAGUGGACUCAUUGCUGCCCGGCAGGCCUGUGACGUGCUGCAGAGUGUCCUUUGCGGGGCUGAUGCCCUGCACCCAGUUCAGACGGGUGCAGCGGGCGCAGCCAGCCUGACGCUGCUCGGGAACGGCUCCCUCAUCUACCAGGUUCAAGUGGUCGGCACAAGCAGCGAGGUGGUGGCUGUCACGCUGGAGACCAAGCCCCAGCGGAGGGACCAGCGCACUGUCCUGUGUCACAUGACCGGGGGCCAGCCUGGAGGACACACGGCUGUGGGUGUCUGCCCUGGGCUGGGUGCCCGAGGGGUUCAUAUGCUGCUGCAGAACGAGCUCUUCCUGAACGUGGGCACCAAGGACUUCCGGGACGGAGAGCUGCGGGGACACGUGGCCGCCCUUCCCUACAGCGGGCACCGUGCCCGCCAUGACACGCAUCCUGUGGUGCUGGCGGGAGCCCUGGUGUCGCCCCCGGUGAAGAGUCCGGCCGCGGGGCACGCGUGGCUCUCCCUGGAUGCCCACUGCCAUCUGUACUACGAGGUGCUGCUGGCCGGUCUGGGCGGCUCCGAGCAGGGCACGGUCACUGCCCACCUCCUUGGGCCUCCUGGGACGCCUGGGCCCCGGCGGCUGCUGAAGGGCUUCUAUGGCCCCGAGGUGAGGCCCCACGGUGGGGAGGCGCAGGGUGUGGUCAAGGACCUGGAGCCGGAGCUGCUGCAGCAUCUGGCGCGGGGCACCGCCUCGCUCCUCAUCAGCACCAAGGGGAGCCCCCACGGGGAGCUGGGCGGGCAGGUACACAUCGCCAACCAGUGCCAGGUGGGCGGCCUGCGUCUGGCGGCGGGAGCGACCCCAGGGUUCCCAGCGGCCCCUGCCGCUGCAGUGGCCGGACUGCCCGCCGUGCAGGGCGCAGACACCCCGUUGCCCCCCAAGUCCAGCGGCCACGGGCGGCCCCGAGAUCCCAACACUUGCUUUUUCGAGGGGCAACAGCGCCCCCAUGGAGCUCGCUGGGCACCCAACUACGACCCCCUCUGCUCCCUCUGCACCUGCCAGAGACGCACUGUGAUUUGUGACCCUGUGGUGUGCCCUCCGCCGCCCUGCCCGAGCCCCCUGCAGGCCCCAGACCAGUGCUGCCCUGUGUGCCCUGAGAAACCAGAUGUUAGAGACCCUCCAGGGCUGCCCAGGCUGCGGGACCCCGGAGAGGGCUGCUAUUUUGAUGGUGACCGGAGCUGGCGGGCAGCGGGUACCCGAUGGCACCCUGUCGUGCCCCCAUUUGGCUUAAUUAAGUGUGCGGUCUGCACCUGCAAGGGGGGCACUGGAGAGGUGCACUGUGAGAAGGUGCAAUGUCCCCGGUUGGCCUGUGCCCAGCCCGUCCGCGCCAACCCCACUGACUGCUGCAAACAGUGUCCAGCGGGGUCCGGAGCCCGUCCCCUGCUGGGGGGUCCCAUGCAGGCCGACGGGCCCCGCGGCUGCCGAUUUGCAGGGCAGUGGUUCCCGGAGAGCCAGAGCUGGCACCCUUCAGUGCCCCCCUUUGGGGAGAUGAGCUGCAUCACCUGCAGAUGUGGGGCGGGGGUGCCCCACUGUGAGAGGGACGAAUGCUCCCCACCGCUGUCCUGCGGCCCCGGGAAGGACAGUCGCUGCUGUACCCACUGCGCUCCUCGGCAGCCGGCACUUGAGACCAGGACAGUUCCAGAGCCACAGAAAGAAGCCCAGGGCUCCUAGGCAGCCGUCUGGAGGCCUCAGGACCAAGAGGACGGGCCUGGGCUGG